This is a messenger RNA of Orcinus orca (killer whale), 5548 nucleotides long. RefSeq names its product PAX interacting protein 1 (gene PAXIP1). Gene Ontology annotation, cellular component: nucleus. Gene Ontology annotation, biological process: positive regulation of transcription initiation by RNA polymerase II. Lineage: Eukaryota; Metazoa; Chordata; Mammalia; Artiodactyla; Delphinidae. The transcript has 18 exons. The record is from RefSeq and is a predicted model, not a curated record. The coding region runs from base 2193 to 4733 and encodes 846 amino acids.
CCCCGCCCCUACCCCCGCGUCCCCGGCCCGUCCUCGCUCCGGCCGCGCGCCAGGGCGCACAACGUCGGGGCCCCGCCGCCGGUUGCCCGCCGGCGUGGCUGCACGGAGGCUGGGCCGCCUGGCGCCGAGCAGGCCGGUAGCGGGGCCGGAGGGGAGGGAGGGGAGAGGGAGCUGGUCUGUGGGCCCCGCGGUCGGGGAGGGAGGAAACUUGGGAGGGGUGCUGACCCCUGUAACAGGGGGAGGGGACCUGGGGGCCUGAGGGAUCCGCGGCAGGAAGGGGUUGUGUCCGGACUGGGGGAGGAGGGCAUUGGGAGGUGGGUCUGCCCUGGAGCCCUGCGCCGAUUGUCCCCGUCCCCGCGCGGUGGGGGACCGGGGUGCUGUCUCGUGGCCGCCUCGCCAGCUUCCCACUCCGCUCCUUUCUGGGCGGAGUUCGGACCGGGCCGCACUUCCCGCGGCAGCCUCGGCGGUCUGGGCUCCCCUGACGCCCAGACGGUGGGUCCGAGCGUGGCGGGAGCUUCGGCCGGUGGAGCUGGUAGGGACGUGGGUCCCGGACUGCUGAGCGGACGGCUAGUCGCUCUGGUGUGGCAGCCACCCCAGGUCGCAGGUCUGCGGCUCGGUCAUCUCGUGUGCGGCAGUGAACCCUCAGUUUACCACCAGCGGUUGCGUGUUCCUUGAUUUCCCUAAUUGGGUGAAUUACACAGUAAUGGAAAAAUACCCUGGUAACGCCGUCACACUGAACAUUGGACUUUUUUUUGUCGUUCGGGCUCAUGCCAAAGGAUAUCGUGGCUUUUCCUAAGUAGAACAUGUGUUUGUGUUUGAACGUUAGAAUGUUGUUUUUCCAUUGUGGGAAUUAACCGCAGCUGAGUCUGCAGGUGAUUCUUAACACUGUUCUUUUUCCUAAAGCUUAUCUUUACAGUUUUAUCACCUGGGUGUCUCAUUGGCCCUGAGUGCUAAGCUUGGAGACCUGUGGUCUGGGCCUCCUGAGUGGAGACCGAUACUUAACAAGUAAAACUUGGGUGGCCUAAAAGGCUCUGUGGAAGGCUGAUGGGCCUUGGCCUUCCAGAGGCUUGCCUGUCGGUAUCUUAGUAACCAAACUCCCUUGGAUCACCACCUAGAUGGUCCUUUCUCCACUGUAACUCUAAAGAGGCUUUGAAUUCAAAGGUAAACAGGUGCUGAGCUCAGAGGGCUGAAGUUCCUGUAAGGUGCGGCUUCUCCCUUCCAGGGUUUCCGUUUCUUCACUGUCCACUGUUCUUCCCCUCUCUCAUCCCGCCCCCUAUUUCAUUUUAGGACUUUGGCUCUUAAGAGUGACCUGAACCAUGUGUUACUUAAAACCUGGAGCAGGCUGCACUGGAACCAUGUUUACUCAACUGUGAAUCAAGUUUAAGGGCUUAAAAAAUGUCCUUGCAAACCACUUUGAUCUGAAACAGUAUAUUUUCUGAAAAGUUUAGAGUCAGGGAUAUUCGAUUCUCUGAAUCUUAUAAAUGUGGGUUCAGAGAGUUCACGUGCGUUGGAUGAACAUCUAGUUCACUUCCACGUGUGGGGUGCACUCGGCUGCUCUGAGCGUGAAGCGUGCUCCUGGCGUCCGGCUCCUGGCCUCCACCCUCCCCACAGCCUCCACUGCUGGCCGUGGCCUCUCUUCCCUUCCCGCUGCGGCAUCUCAUUCACUCCCAAAGCUUUGCCCUGUCUCUGUAGUGGACUGAGGGCUCCACUCAGGCGGGACCCAGGUCUCAUCCUCGAUGCGCUGGGUGUCUUCCUCGUUCUUAGAGGGGCACCAAAGAAGGCCAUGCCCUAAACUGAGACUUUUGUCUUCCCCCCGCACCCGCUCUUAGACGUGGUCCUCGGGAGCAGUGUGCUGUCGUUCCCCAGUUUCUCUUCCACGUGCCCCUUUUGGUCACCAGGUCUUGCUGCUUCUCUCACAUCAUCUUCUUGUCCCUGAUGACCUUUUUCCAGUUAAGUUACCUGCCUCUUUCGCAUGAAUUAUUGCAGUUGUUUCUUAACAGGUGUCACAGCUCCAGUCCUGCAGUGUUAUUCAGCUUCUAAAAGCUGGGAAAGCUAAGGAAGUGUCGUACAAUGCACUCGCCUCACACAUCAUUUCAGAAGACGGGGACAAUCCGGAGGUGGGAGAAGCUCGGGAAGUCUUUGAUUUGCCUGUAGUCAAGGUGUCCCCUGAGGACAGAAGCGCCCUGUGGGCUAUGCUCACCUUCCAUGGCGGGGGCUGCCAGCUGACUCUCGACAAGAAGUGCACGCACCUGGUUGUUCCAGAACCAAAGGGGGAGAAAUAUGAAUGUGCUUUAAAGAGAGCAAGCAUUAAAAUCGUGACGCCCGACUGGGUCCUGGAUUGCAUAUCUGAGAAGACUAAGAAGGACGAAGCCCUUUACCAUCCUCGUCUCGUCGUUUAUGAGGAGGAAGAGGAGGAGGAGAAUGAGGAACCGGAGUCCCCGGAGGAGGCCAGCGCGGAGGAGAGGUUCAGCCCCGCCAGCUCUCAGGACGGCUCCCCCUCGGGUGGCCAGCAGCUCUCACCCAAGUCGAACGCUGAAAAAUCCAAAGGGGAAUUGAUGUUUGACGAUUCUUCAGAUUCGUCACCUGAAAAACAAGAGAGAAAUUUAAACUGGACACCCGCGGAGGUCCCGCAGUUAGCGGCAGCGAAGCGCAGGCUGCCUCCUGGCCAGGAGCCCGGGUUAAUUAACUUGUGUGCCAACGUGCCGCCCGUCCCAGGGAACGUCCUGCCCCCCGAGGUCCGCGGUAAUUUAAUGGCUUCAGGACAAAGCCUCCAGAGUUCCGAAAGGUCAGAGAUGAUAGCCGCUUGGAGUCCAGCUGUGCGGACCUUGCGAAAUAUCACUAAUAAUGCUGACAUUCAGCAGAUCAACCGGCCGGCCAACGUAGCACACAUCUUACAGUCCCUCGCAGCUCCGACAAAGACCUUAGAGCCACAGGUGAACCACAGCCAGCAGAGCCAUGCGAAUGCAGCGCUGCUCAGCCAGGCGAAAGUGACCCCGGAGUCACAUCUGUCACCACCGGCCCCGCCGUCCGUCCUGCACCUGCCGCCCCAGCAGGCCCUGCAGCUCCAGCAGCAGCCUUACCCGCCGCCGCCGCAUCCGUUUCGGCCACCGCCGCAGGCCCACCAGCCUCAGUUACCCCCGCAGCAGCAGGCGCUGCAGCACCAGCUCGCACACUUGCAGCAGCUCCAGCGCCUGCACCAGCAGCAGCAGAUGCAAACGCAGGCGCCCCAGGCCCCGCCGUGCCAGCCGCAGCGCCAGCUGUUCGGACACGACCCAGCAGUAGAGAUUCCAGAAGAAGGCUUCUUACUGGGAUGUGUGUUUGCAGUUGCGGAUUAUCCAGAGCAGAUGUCUGACAAGCAGCUGCUGGCCACGUGGAAAAGGAUAAUCCAGGCGCACGGAGGUGCUGUGGACCCCACGUUCUCGAGCCGCUGCACACACCUGCUCUGUGAGAGUCAAGUGAGCGGGCUGUUCGCACAGGCGGUGAAGGAGAGGAAGAGGUGUGUCACGGCGCACUGGCUGAACGCGGUGCUGAAGAAGAAGCGGCUCGUGCCGCCCCAUCGGGCCCUGCACUUCCCCGUGGCCUUCCCGCCCGGGGGGAGGCCGUGCUCCCAGCACAUUAUUUCUGUGACUGGAUUUGUUGACAGCGACAGGGAUGACCUGAAGUUAAUGGCUUACUUGGCAGGUGCCAAGUACACGGGCUAUCUCUGCCGCAGCAACACAGUUCUCAUCUGUAAAGAACCAACUGGUUUAAAGUACGAGAAAGCCAAGGAGUGGAGGAUCCCGUGCGUGAACGCCCAGUGGCUGGGAGACAUCCUCCUGGGGAACUUGGAGGCCCUGCGGCAGAUUCAGUACGGCCGCUACACCACCUUCAGCCUGCAGGACCCCUUCGCCCCGGCUCCGCACUUGGUCUCAAACCUUCUGGAUGCUUGGCGAGUUCCAUUGAAAGUGUCCGCAGAGUUGCUGAUGGGUGUACGACUGCCUCCCAAACUGAAGCAGAAUGAAGCCCCUGCUAUCCAGCCCUCUUCCAAAAGAGCCAGAAUUGAAGAUAUACCACCUCCCACUAAGAAGCUAACACCAGAACUGACCCCUUUUGUGCUCUUCACUGGAUUUGAGCCUGUUCAAGUUCAGCAGUAUAUUAAGAAGCUCUACAUUCUUGGUGGGGAGGUCGCCGAGUCUGCACAGAAGUGCACCCACCUCAUCUCCAGCAAGGUGACGCGCACCGUGAAGUUCCUGACGGCCAUCUCCGUGGUGAAGCACAUCGUGACUCCGGAGUGGCUGGAGGAGUGUUUCAAGUGUCAGAAGUUCAUUGAUGAGCAGAGCUACGUUCUCCGAGACGCCGAGGCCGAGGUGCUUUUCUCCUUCAGUCUGGAGGAGUCCCUGAGGAGGGCACGCGUGUCUCCGCUCUUUAAGGCGAAAUAUUUUUACAUCACUCCUGGAAUCUGCCCAAGUCUUUCAACUAUGAAAGCGAUUGUGGAAUGUGCAGGAGGGAAAGUACUGUCUAAACAACCGUCUUUCCGGAAGCUCAUGGAACAUACGCAAAAUAAGAGUUUGUCAGAAAUAAUUUUAAUAUCCUGUGAAAAUGACCUUCACUUGUGUCGAGAAUAUUUUGCCAGAGGAAUAGAUGUUCAUAACGCAGAGUUUGUUCUAACUGGCGUGCUCACACAAACACUGGACUAUGAAUCAUAUCCUUUUGAAAGAUGUGUGUGCAGAAACCCUCUCAGCACUAAUAUCUGAGCUGUGUGUGUUCCGUAUCUCCAGAGUUGGCGAUAAAAAUGAUAAAAGACCCCUUACAUUUUGGGAGAUUUUGUUUCUAUACAAUAUGUGCUCUUACUCUCCGGGUUUUUUUUCCUACCUUUGGGUGAUUGGUGGGUGUCAUCUCAGGGCCCCCUUUCUUGCGUCUGUAGCCUGCAAGGAGCCUGCGUCAUUCUGCCCCAGGACGGUUGGAGCCCCGGGUGGAUGGUGCAGUCGCAGGGGUUGGCGAGGGCUCGGGCGCCUGAAGCGCACCACCUCGGCGUGCGGCCUGUGUCGGAUGCUGUCACUAGUUUGCAUCGUGUUUGUUCGGCAGUUGAUUUCCUCAACAAGCUUACAUAUAAAUUUAACUGACGCACCUGCGCUGGUGACUGGAGCCCGGCGCACGGGUCUGGCUGUGUCAGCUGCCGGAUGGAGCAGCCCCUGCGCCCUGGAGACGCCCUUGUUUUCCAGCUGCUUUCUUCGGGGACAAGCAUUUUAAAGCAGGAAGACAAAUAUAUUAAAUAUACUGCAUCUUAUUAAGAUGUGCAAUUUUAUUCUGAGGAAACAUAAAUUAUGUUUUGUAUUAUAGGACUUUAAGAGCCCACGUUAGGUUUUCAUUUGCCGGGUUUUUAAAUGUUUUCACAACACUGUUAAUGGAACUUUAGCUGCAAAUGAAAUGGUGUAAAUAAAGACCUUGCUAUCUCUAAAUUAUGGAUGUUAAAGAUUUGAAAUGUUUUGUACUUAUUUUUAUUUCUUACACUCUUUUCUUUUAUAUUGAUAUCUUGCCCACAUUUUAAAUAAAUGUACUUUUGAACUUA